UUUCUCUUCCCAUUCUCAACUUCUCCUUGUUGGACUACAAAUAUAUACGGACUUUUUGAAGAAACCAACUUUGUAGCAUUCAUAGAUUACUUGGGAACUGUUUUUGAGAUGCAACAUCUACCCCUUAUAUUGCUAUUGUCACGGUGAUGCUCUAUUCACUAUCUCUUGGUGCAUAAUUUUCCCCAACUACUAGUCUACGCUGUUGCUGAAAAUACUCAAGGAAAAGAAGCACUUCAUUUAUUAAACACAUGGAUAGCAAACAAAGGAAGCGGAAAAGCCAUGUUCCAUCAAGAUCUGAAGCGGUUAAGUUACCAAAAUCCCGCUGCUCGAGAAAGAAAUUCCUAUCAAUCAUGGAUACCCUCCCAAUGGAUAAGAAAAAUGUCAUCAGCGAUAUGAGAUUCGGGGGCUUGUUGCAGCUUGGUUGUAAAGAAUUGCGUUAUGAGCUAAUAACGUGGAUAGUUUCCAAGUACGACAUUGGCUACCACCGCUUAUGCAUGGAAACAAAAGUUGUUGUCCCAGUCACGCCCAAAGAUGUUAGAGAGGUGUUGGGCAUCCUGGACAAUGGCGUUGACAUUCUCAUCUACAAUAGGCAUGGCACACCCAACCGCACAUACGACAUUAAAAUAUUGGAAGCUAAUUUGCGUGAUCUACCAGUUGGCGAAGAAUUCAUGAAAUCCUUCAUCAUUUUUGCCUGUGCCACUAUCCUUGCCCCCAACUCAAAACAAGAAGGUAUGCAUGACUUAUGGGACACGGUUUGUGAUAGUGAAGUGGGGGUGCACAAAAAUUGGGCCAAGUUUGUUCUCCAAUAUGUCGAGGAUGGGAUAAGGGACUAUCGUACAAGUCACCCGACAUACAUUAGAGGUUGUGUCUUGUUUCUUCAGUUCUAUAUGACGGCUUUCCAAGUUGAAGUCUGCAGUCCACUUUCGGCUGCAUGGACAGAUGAGCAAGUCAAGAGGCGCUUGGCUGCCGAAAUACACACCUAUGGCAAUUAUGGCCAUGUCCAGGUUAUACAAGAAAGCAAACCUUCUGCACAUAAUGAUGGACAUCCAUACGAGGUGGGUUGCUCACACUCUGAUGACCCAACUGAGACCAUUGAAGCACGGCUGAGUCGAAAUUCCGAACAUCUUUUGAGCCUCGCUUCAUCUGUGGCACAAGACAUUGCCACACUACGUGCAAGGUCCAGUGGAGGACAAAGUGGUUGUGCACUCACCCCACCAAAAGAAGCUGUGAAUGUAGAAAGAAAGAAAGACGAGGUUAGCACUGGUAUGCAUCCUUGUAGUGAUGAAAUGAUGAGAAAAGGAACCGGUGCCGCAAGCACUCAUUCUGGCCAGCAAAGAGUCACCAGUGCAGCAGUAGAUGAUGGCCCAUGUAUUGACCACGACACAUUCCCACCUUCACAAAAGAGUGCUGAAUUGCAAUCACUUAAAGGGGUGCAAAUGGGUGUUCAAGAAGGCUGUGGCAGCAAACAGCCUUCUCCUACCCCUAGGCGGGGAUUUAAACACACAGCGAAAAGGCUUGUCAAGCCAGCCGCCAUUUGCAAAUCCCCUUUUGUCUCUCAAUGUGUUCAACUAUAUCCUAAAAUCAGCCAACAAGAAAGGUUGGUUGCAGAUUAUGCGUUGUCAGAAGACGGUGAGCCAAGCGAGAUCUUGUGCGAGAUGCAUGGCACAUAUAUAACACGGGAUGAGCUUUCUUCGCUCAAUGGAGUCCGUUGGGUAAAUAGUGCGAUUAUCGGAGUGGUCUGCCGAAUGAUGAAUGCACAACAAGCUAUACCACCGCGCGCACACUAUUUCAACCCAUCAUUCUCCGUGGUGCUAGCCAGCCUUACGACCAAGGCCAAAAAGCAUGAAAUCAGAGAGCGGUGUCGGAUGUUCCUUCAUGCUGAAUUUGUGGGCCAUGAUUUCUCAAGUUGUGAUAUGCUAUUUUUUCCCGUCUGCGACAACAACCAUUGGCACGUGCACGUGGUCAAUAUUCCAGCUUCAAGGGUCGAAAUCUUAUCUUCAUUGCCUUUAAGAAGGGGUAACGGGAUAAGUGUCGUAUCGAGACGCUUGUCUAAUGCAAUUGAUAAAGCAUUCCAUGCUCAUGGCAUGCUCAGGCGAUUGGAGGUCUCAAAAUUCCAGCAUGUGCAACCCCAAAUUGUGCAACAACUAAAUGGAUAUGAUUGUGGCAUGUUCGCAAUCAAGUACAUGGAACAUUGGAACGGGGCGACACUAGCACAUUCAAUCGCGGAGGACAAGAUGCAUCUAUAUCAAUUGAGGCUGGUCGUUACUUUGGUUACUAAUGCGGCAAACAAUGCUAGAGAUAAGGUCUUGAAGGCAUGUCGAAUUUGAUUAAUAGAGGCCACCUUGGACUGGCAAGGUCAAUGAUGGAACCGUACUUGCAUGAGAGUGGGGCUGGUGGUGCCGACAGUGCAUAAUCAGAAGAAUCUGGAGGUGGUUCGUAAGCUGGGAAAGCAUUGAGAAAAGAAGAACAAGAAAAUACCAAGGUUCUCCUCAUUAAUGCGAUCUCACUUGCACAUGCCAGUUGCAACAAUUGGAAAACAAGAUGGUUGACAACCAUAAAGACAUGAGCAAUGUUACAAUUCGGAAUCGUGGCUGCUGGAGAAAGGGAUGUGAUCAUAAGACAUUCUCAUCAUGACUCAAACUUUAUAAUAUAAUUGUUCCUAUUUUGAUUUUCGUUUCUAAAUGUAGGCAUGCCCAAGACCGAAGCCCUCUAAAAACUAUAUAGAUACAUCAUAAUUGGUUUUUUGGUUUACCAUUUUUACUUUGGGCACCCAUUGCAUACUUCCGAUAUAUUUGGGUUGUGACCACCUUUCUGUUAGGUGCUUUUAAAUUAAUUUACCACUGACUAUAAAAAAUACAUUGGUAUAUGAAAUUUUCGUUGAGCUAAAGAGGUUACUCCAUGACCUCUUUGCAGGUGCGUAGUUCUAAGAGAGCCAUGAAAUAUGAGAAACUAUUGGCUAGGUUGAAGAAAUUGAUUUCUAUUCUGCCUACUAUUUGGCCAAGCUAAUUUUGCUAUAUAAGAGGUGAAGCUGAAAUUUUUAAGUAAGAUAUGGUGAAUUCUAUUUUGUGUCAUCAUCAUGAAUAACACCUAUUUAAUAUCUGCAUGCUGCUGAUAUUGAAUCUGUAAUGGACAGUAUCUCUUGGAUUCUUUAAAGACGUCUACAGACUGGUCCAUCUUAUGCCAAAUCCAUCCCACUGUGAGCUUAACCCAUAAAAAAAUCUCACCUACAUUUAAAUUUUUAAUGGAAUUAAAAUUAGAUUGUUCAGUAUUUCACCAUUUGCUUUCUUUUUUUCUUUUGUUUUUUUUCACUCAUUUCAUGGCUACUCCUUACAUCUGUAUGUAUAGUGUAAGGACUUAUUUCCUUUUAUGGAAUUCCAAGAGUCAAGUCAUAUGGAUACAGGAUAAUCAAGAACAAAAAUUCCCUAUAGAUGGGAUAAACAAGGUUUAUGUUGCAUAAUUCUGUUUACAGUUCUAUAAUUAUGCUAAAACUUUCAGUUGUGGUUUGCCUUAACUUUGGGUGUUCUGCUGCAGAUAAGGUUCCAAGUUCAGAGUGUAAGUUAUUCUCCAGUUCCAGUUGAGCAACGAAAAGAGUCAAAGCCAUUUGCCCCUAUGGUGAUUUCAGAGCAGGACAAGAGAAUUGAAGAACUGACAGCAGAGUUGGAAAAUGCAAGCCAGAGGAGUGAGGCAUAUCGAGCCAGUCUGCUUGCUGUUUUGAAAGAUAUGGAGGAAGAGAAAUUAAAGAUAGCAGUGAAAGUUCAGAACACAAGGCUGAAUCUCAAAGGUUGAACUCAGAGAGAUGGUGGGCGUGCCUUAUCCGUCAUCGCCUUCAUCAUGUAUACUACAAAAAUAGCAGAAACCAAAGAGUGUGAGUUGGGUUGGUUUACAUUGUGAUGGACUACCCAUGAUCUCUACAUAUUUUUCUUCAGUGACCAGAAGAGAGUACAAUUUGUGUUUUUUUUUUUUUUGUUGCCUUAGCCCUAGCACCAUUAGUGUGAUGUGUAUUCGUUGUGAAGAAUUCUAAUUGGAUUUAUUUCUUAGGUUAGGAAGGUGAAGUGGGGGAUUGGUACAGGAGCUGUAGGUAGGAGUCUUCGAGUAUCUUACAGUAAUAUCAUUGUUAUUCAAUGAAAUUGCUUUGAUGAUGACAUCCUA
Messenger RNA from Vitis vinifera (wine grape), 4149 nucleotides. RefSeq lists its product as uncharacterized. The transcript has 15 exons. The coding region runs from base 249 to 2327 and encodes 692 amino acids. Gene Ontology annotation, biological process: proteolysis. The record is from RefSeq and is a predicted model, not a curated record. NCBI's taxonomy places the organism in Eukaryota, Viridiplantae, Streptophyta, Magnoliopsida, Vitales, Vitaceae. Gene Ontology annotation, molecular function: cysteine-type peptidase activity.